UUACUGUUGAAGUUAUGGAGGAAACCUUAUUUUCGACAUUAAAACUUCAGAUUAGUGUUGAAGCCGGGCUGAAUGUGGGUCAAUUUCUCAUAGCAAAGGAUGGCAAUCUUUUAACUGGCUCUGAUGAAGCAACUCUGAAAGAUGUCGGGCUACAUGAUAAUGAUCUUCUUUUUAUCGCACCAGAUUUUGACAGACAUAAUUUAGACUUCUCAAGUAUUCAACUUCCAAAUUCUUCACGAGAUGCUAACUCAUGUGCGGCUGAAUCGGCCCGACAAAUGUUACUUCAAGCGUCCCCUUAUCAAAUUUCUGUGAUAAGAGAGAGGAAUCCUGAGUUAGCUGCAGCUAUAGAUAAUCCGACGGAAUUCGCUCAAGUGUAUGAAGCUCAAAAACGACGAGCAAGGGAAACUGAAGCCGAAUUAGAGCAACUUAUGAGCGCUGACCAAUUAAAUCCAAAUGUACAAACUCGCAUCGCUGAACUUAUUCAACAGCGAAAUAUCGAUGCGCAAAUGGAGACCGCCCUCGAACAUUACCCCGAAACAUUUGGUCAAGUGACAAUGCUCUAUGUGCAGUGUCGCGUACAAGGUCAUGAAAUUAAAGCAUUUGUAGAUUCUGGAGCUCAGACCACAAUCAUGAGCGAGAAUUGUGCAAGACGCUGUGGCUUGGAUAGACUGAUUGAUAAACGCUGGGCCGGAAAAGCCUAUGGAGUCGGGACCCAAGUUAUUAUUGGACGAGUCCAUAACAGUUUAAUUGAAAUUGGAAAUAUAUUUAUCCCCACCUCUUUUAUAGUGCUACAAGACCAGCAGCUAGAUCUAUUAAUCGGGCUGGAUAUGCUUAAGCGCCACCAGUGUACUAUUGACCUCCGCCGCAACGUGCUUAUUAUUGACGGCCGAGUCGAGGCGCCAUUCCUGCCGGAGUCCGAGCUGCCGCUAUCUGCCAGGCAUCCUGAAAUGCAGGAUCUUGAUUCACAUUUAGAUAACAAUUUCCAGAAUAGUAGAUCAACCUGCCAACCGACUGUCACUGCACCCAGUUCCUCCAGCCUUGUGAAUAAUCAGCAUCAAAAAAAUAAGGUAUUACCCAGUAGAUCCUUUGUGUUUCCCACAACUCAACUAAAGUUUUAA
Molecule: messenger RNA, 1118 nt
Organism: Protopolystoma xenopodis
Lineage: Eukaryota; Metazoa; Platyhelminthes; Monogenea; Polystomatidea; Polystomatidae
Source: the annotation of a GenBank genome assembly